Molecule: messenger RNA, 3177 nt
Organism: Nycticebus coucang (slow loris)
Lineage: Eukaryota; Metazoa; Chordata; Mammalia; Primates; Lorisidae
Exons: 4
Coding region: 2809-3171 (120 amino acids)
Source: RefSeq, a predicted model, not a curated record
AAAAAAAAAAAAAAUUCAGGUGUGAUCCAAGGGGCUCAAUACUUGGGAAAUUCCAGUGAUUUAAUCUCCCUCUCAGGAACCACGGAUGAAGGCCAAAUUGUUUAUCAUAUACCAGAAGUUUCUGAGCGUUGAAAAGGAAAGCUUUAGGGAACCAUAAACAGGAAACAGCCACAGCCUCCCACAAGCUCCCACACACACUCAUAGGAUCCUCACAGGCCUCCAAGGACUCCCUCACCAUCAUGAUCACCCUCCUGUUUACUCUCCUCUGCCCAACAUCACGCACAAUCUCACACAGGACUCCUGCAUGCCACACAUACUUGCUGCUCCAAGGGUCUCUCUCCCUGUGUUCAUCUCUAUUCAUCCUUCAUAGCCUCCUGUGUGGCAACACUCCUCAGCACAUUGAUUUUCUUGCCAAGAGGUAAAAUGGGGCAGAAGUUAACAAAGGUGAGAGGCAUAGCAGGGAUCAGCACAUGGGUCUCAGGAGAGUGUGAAUUCAUGUCAACAUCCAGGUCCAAGUAUGAACCUGAGGUUGUACAUAUACCAAAUAGAUGUGCCUUUGUGGUGAUUUCUAUGUCCCUGUGUGACACAUGUCCCUAGUGUGUAUUACUAGGCCGUCUCUGUGCAUGCCUGGGUCUUGUGUGUGCACCUGUGUGAUGGAGAUGAGCCUGUGCCCCAGGUGUUCCUUUACAGGUCAGUGCCUUUGGGUAUUCUUGGAGUCCUGGAGCCUUUGGGUAUUCUUCUCACUAUAGAUUCAGUGUCAUCUAGCCUAGGUUUCCUAGAGGAAGAAGAUAGUGCCUGUGGGUGGGAAAGAAAGCAAAACUAAAGCUACGCACUGAACACAGACAUCCUAAUUCCAGUUAGGGCAGUGGUCUUCCUACUUUAGAGUCCCUAAACCUAAUGCCCACCCUCCAGCUCUCAGUGACGCCAAUGACUUUGAGGACUCAGCUUCCUAGUGAACAAACACCCAAUUCCUAGAAAGAUUUUUGGUGCCUUCUGCAGAUUAACUUUGUCCUGUGGGUCAGGUUAGAGAGUGUACAGGGUCCUCUCCUUCCAAUUACUUCCACCAUCAUCCAGGUCUCCAUUCACCAUUUCAUUCCCUUCUCCUUGCCCAGUCCCUCCCACAAGAAAGCCCCUAAAACAAGUUCCCAAAUGUGGUCUUUGCCUUCUGCCUCUUACACCAAGGCCUUCCAGGAAGCUGAGUUCCAGGGAUCCAUUGUCCCUGAGUCUAGAUUACUCACACUGAUGGUCCACCAGCUCUGCGUACCCCCAGACCAGCCCUGGGUAGACCAAAUCAUCUGGACACUGAAGAAGACAUCUGCUAAGGCAACCCUGGUCCUCCCUCCUCCCUCUGAGCCCUGAAAAGUCCAGCCCAUGACCCUGCAUCUCCUUCUUCCCCCAGAGCAAGCACCAUAGCAGUUAGCUAUGACAGCACCACAGGGAGCCCUGUGUCUGAGUGAGGGGAUGUGAGUCUCCCCAGCCUAGGGAACAAAGGACCAGAAGGGAAAGUCAGGUCUCCAGCUCCUCAACACCAUACCUGACCCAGCCAGGACGGGGCCUGGAACAUCAAUGUGAGUGUGAGUGUGAGCAAGAGGGUGAGUGUGUGAGGGCACAGCUUCUCCACACCCAGACUGCAAUGCUUCUAACAAAGCUUUGGCACCCGUGGAUCAAUAAAGCCACUGGCACCCAUGAAUUUAUCUGCUGUCUGUGGCUCAGGCAGGGGAAGGCAGGUAUGACAGAGAGAAACAGGGUGGGCUGAGGGAGAGGACAGGGAUUUCCAUUCCUCACAUUUCAACCUGAGGUAACUUUAACCUCACUCAUUUCUAUGGUCUCGCCCAUGCAGUCAGCCCAGCCACGAGGCUUUCUUCUCCCCUCUCCAGACUAAGUAAGUAUGGCUCAGUCUUGGGCCUUGGCUAGGAUGUCAGAGGCCAGGAGCAGCUAUUUCAAACCUCCCACAAUGUCAACUGCCCUUCUUGGCUCUCUUCUGUAGCACUUUCUACCCAGCCAUUCUGCUAUGUUUACUGUACUGAUAUCUAAUUGUUCUAUCUUGACCCUCAAACCCCCCUAGAUGGUAAGCUCUCUAAGGCCAGAGACUGUGCUUCUUUACUACUAUAUUCCUAUACCCAGCACAAUGCCUGGCACCUAGUAGACACUCAGUAAAUUUCUGUCAAUUGAAUGACUGCAGGUAAAAAAAAAAAAAAAAAUCGCAGGAAGAUAAGUCUCAGCUGAUAAGGACUAUGACCCUCAAGCCACUGAGUAUCUUGGCUAAGGCAACUGAGCCAAGCAUUUUCUUAGCCUGGCAUGGGUUCUCUCCAGGGGCCUAUUCCUCUCAGCACCCAGUCAUACGCAAGGUAUAGGGCAGGCAAGAGAGGUAAGUGGCAGAGCCAGAACCAGGAAGGGGAGGGGUGGUGACUGAAAAAUCAGUACUGGACAGGGUGGCGCCUGUGGCUCAAAGGAGUAGGGCCCCAUAUGCUGGAGGUGGCGGGUUCAAACCCAGCCCCGGCCAAAAACUGCAAAAAAAAACAACAAAAAAACAGUACUGGACAGAGUCUCAAUGCUCUCUUCUUGCUGCCUGGUGCUGAGACCUCCUGUUCCCAGGAUGUAACUCCAAAAUCUGACUCCAUCCCAAUACAAGAGUCCUGUGCCAGGUAUCUCCAAAAACCCUGACUCCGCCCCUUUACAGACAGCCCCUGGCUCCAUCUCCCAGAGUGCCAUUUUGACUCCGCCUUCGCUUGGAGAAAUGCCGACUCCACCCCUUCCGGGUGAUAGGCAAACCCCACCCCUAGAGCGCGACGACGUUCCUAUGACGUAAUGGUAACGGUCUGUUUCCGGGGUGGAGCCAGGGAGGGCGGGAGUUUAGGCUGCGCCGACCCCUCAGCCCCCCUCCAGGAGACGUUCGGAGCCCAGGACAUGUCGGGAUUGAGGAGAUACGAGGUGGCGCUGGAGGCGGAGGAGGAGAUCUACUGGGGCUGUUUCUACUUUUUCCCUUGGCUGCGCAUGUGGCGGAGGGAGCGGAGCUCGGCGCACCCCGGGGAGCAGAAGCUGGAGUCUCUGCGGGGCCUGAUGAGCUGUCUGUCGAGCGGCCUGGGUCCUGCUCCCCAGCGCUCGGGUCGUAGCCUCCCUAGCCGCACCCCCACCGCCGCUGCCCAGCCAGCUGGUGCAUUAAAGAUUUAAGCUGAA